AGGCCGAGGGGCCGCGGCCCGGACGGGCAGAGCCCCCGCGGGUCUCCCGGCGUGUGGGGUUAAGGAGGCUCCCGCCCGCCGCGGCGGCCCUGAGGGGAGCUUCCCGCCCUGCGCCCUGAGGGGGGAUGGCGGCGGGAAGGCCGCGGGUGGAGGGGUCGCCGCGCUGAGGGACGGACAGCCCCGUCCCGCCCGGGGAGCCGGGGCCUCUGCCGGGAGCGCGGGCGGGGAGGGAGGGAGCGGAGUUCCCGGCGGGCCGGCCGCCUCCCCGCCCUCCCUCGGCGGCGUGAGUGAGCGUGUUUGGGAGGGAAGGAGGGGGUGGAAGCCGGGCCGGGGCGGCCAGCAGGCAAUUUGCAUGAGAGACAGACUGGGAAUGAGCUGGAGUGGGCGCCUCUCCGCGCACACAGAGCGGGGCAGCAGCGGGAGGAGGGAGCUGCCGCCGCCGGGGAGAAGCGGCGAACUCCGGGCAAAGUUUGGUGCCGCGGGCCCGAGGCUCUAAGGCACCGGCGGGGCGGGAGAGCGGCGCCGGGCCAGGCCACCGCCGCCGCCCGGGGCCGGGCUUUGUGGUGCCCGCGGCGCGGCGGGGCCUGCGCGGAGCGGAGCCGAGCGGAGCGGGGGGCGGCGGCGGGGCGAGCGCGGAGCCAGCAGCGGGGCGCUGCCGGGCGAGCCAGCAUGUCCUCCAUCCUGCCGUUCACUCCUCCCAUCGUCAAGCGGCUCCUGGGCUGGAAGAAAGGGGAGCAGAACGGGCAGGAGGAGAAAUGGUGCGAGAAGGCGGUGAAGAGCCUGGUGAAGAAGCUGAAGAAGACGGGGCAGCUGGACGAGCUGGAGAAGGCGAUCACCACGCAGAACAUCAACACCAAGUGCAUCACCAUCCCCAGAUCGUUAGACGGCCGGCUGCAAGUAUCUCACCGGAAAGGUCUUCCCCAUGUGAUCUACUGCCGGCUGUGGCGCUGGCCAGACCUUCAUAGCCACCAUGAGUUGCGUGCCAUGGAGAUGUGCGAGUAUGCCUUUAACAUGAAGAAGGAUGAAGUCUGCGUGAAUCCUUAUCAUUACCAAAGAGUGGAAACCCCAGUGUUACCUCCAGUGCUGGUGCCUCGGCAGACAGAGAUCCCAGCUGAGUUCCCGCCGUUAGAUGAUUAUAGUCAUUCUAUUCCAGAGAACACUAACUUCCCAGCAGGUAUCGAGCCACAGAGCAACUACAUUCCAGAGACACCUCCUCCAGGCUAUUUGAGUGAGGAUGGAGAAACUAGUGACCACCAGAUGAACCCCAGCAUGGAUGCAGGUUCUCCAAACUUAUCUCCAAACCCUAUGUCUCCAGCGCACAAUAACCUGGAUCUGCAGCCUGUUACCUAUUGCGAGCCAGCUUUCUGGUGCUCAAUAUCCUACUAUGAACUCAACCAGCGAGUGGGAGAGACUUUCCACGCCUCUCAGCCCUCCAUGACCGUGGAUGGUUUCACUGACCCAUCAAAUUCUGAACGCUUCUGCCUUGGUUUACUGUCUAACGUGAACAGAAAUGCGGCAGUGGAGCUCACGAGACGACACAUUGGAAGAGGAGUAAGACUCUACUACAUUGGCGGCGAGGUGUUUGCCGAGUGCCUUAGCGACAGUGCCAUUUUUGUCCAGUCUCCCAACUGCAACCAACGCUACGGCUGGCACCCAGCAACAGUGUGCAAGAUCCCACCAGGGUGUAACCUGAAGAUUUUUAACAACCAGGAAUUCGCCGCUCUCUUGGCUCAGUCCGUAAAUCAGGGCUUCGAAGCCGUGUAUCAGCUGACCAGAAUGUGCACAAUUCGAAUGAGCUUUGUCAAGGGCUGGGGAGCAGAAUACAGGCGGCAGACUGUGACCAGUACUCCCUGCUGGAUUGAACUGCAUCUUAAUGGUCCUUUGCAGUGGCUAGACAAGGUCCUGACACAAAUGGGCUCCCCGAGUAUUCGUUGUUCCAGUGUCUCCUAAGGAAACAUCUCCUGGGGGUGGGUGGGGGGAACAGAGACUCUGGAAAAUGGAAUUGGCUUAACCCUUAGCAAAAUGCAGAGUGCAGACUAAACAAAUUCCCAGUUAUUGAAGUGAUGAGGAAAAAAAAUCUGCUAAAAAAACCCCAAACACGUGGGUUUUCUUGGUUUUUUGUUUUUGUUGUUUUGUUGUUUUUUUUUAAAAUAAAUACCCGUUUAAGCCACUUCCACUGAAACUGUUAGCACUUUGGUUACAAUGCUAUGGGCCAUUGCAGUUCGAAUUUGAAGCUGAAGUUUAUCAUGAUAAAAAACUGGACUUUGUUUCAGCGGAGAGCAGCCAGUGCUCUGCCUCCAGCCGAGCCGGCCCGCCUGGCUCCUCGCUCCCCGCCGUUGUGAGCACGCGGGAGCCGCUGAUGGCUCAGAGGGAGCUUCCCGUUUGCCUCACACAACUCCAGGCUCGUGUCGCGCAGCAUCUCUGCAAAGCCAGAUACCGUGGGACUUUGGGACGACUCUUGCUCAUGCAUUCCUGUCUCCAUCCACCUGAUCCACGCAGGAUCCCUCGGACUGCAGCAGUAGCGGGGAAAAGGAAGCAUUUAAAGAACACGCAAGAACUAAUUCCCCCAGUAAUGUUCUCAAAAGGAAUGAAUUUCCCACGCUGGACCACCAACAAGGAGGCAGAGUCUUGCUUCGUGCCUGAGGGAUGCAGCUGACACCCCGAUGGUCUCAGACUGAUCGACGUGAAGCAAAAGGCCAAUCUUCAGGCUCCUUCGGGUAUCGCUGCAGCGGCUUUUUGAGGAGAGCUGCUCACCGACAGACGUUUGUCACGUGGGGAGCUCGGGCUGGAUAAGCCAAGCCUUCGUUAUUGUGCAGCCUAUUUGCAUUAACUACAGAAAGUUUGUGUUCUGUUUUCUCAGUACAUUGAAUGGCUCUCUGCCACUUGUUAGGGGCUUAGCGAAUGCAGUGUCCAGGUCGGCUCUGGUGAUGGAAGUGAACAGGCCCUUGCUGCCAUUUUCAGAAUAUACCAUUUAAUAGGUGAUCCCACGCUGUCACGUGUGACCGCGCAUGGGCCGGGGCAUCUCAGGCACAAAACCCCUCUGUUCAAAACUUACUUCAGCUGGUGAAAAUGCUCCGAGAUGUGUUUUUGCCUGGAGAAAUUGGGAGAGUGUGUAUUUACUUGUAUUAUAAAAUGUUCAUUUUAAACAUACAUGCUCUGGACUGUUUAAUAUAUAUAUUUUUUUUUCCCUGCAGCAACUGUCAUGGCAAACAACUUCCACAACUGGAAAAAAAACCAACCCUUAGCACUUGGUUUUAUGGUUCAAAUUUGCCAAACAAGUCUCAUAACUUUGUCAGUGCUAUCCAAUUAUCUGUUUCUUUAUAUCUGCAUUGAAUAUCAUAUGCAUUUGUGCCAAAAUAUUAGAAAGGGGAGGGGAGAAAGCGAUAAUCAGUUUCCUAUGGAAAUCUUUUUUUUUUUUUCUUGUUUCCAUAUACAAACACACAAGCCGGAUCUGGCUCUGGGACGGACAGACUCGGAUGGACUUUGUGUUAAGGCUUUAGUCCUGCAAACUUCUGUGCUCGCGACCGCGAGCGGCCCCGCCGAGAUCAGUGGCAGCUUUCCUGCCUGCCGGGUUGGGGUUUGCAGCCUCCGAGCGCCCCGGUCCGUACGGGGGCACCGACUGGUAACGGCAUUUCAAACACUGGUCUGGAAUUUCCACGUACCUGCCUCUCUGUAGGGAGAGGCUUUUCCCAUGCGCCUCUUCCUUUGAGACCGCUCCGUUUAUCAACCCCACCACUCGCUUUGCCAAAAACCAACGCUUUUGGACCGGAGGCAUCGGCAAGAACCGGGUACGAGGCGCCCCUUGUCCGGCGGACGCAGGAACGGGUGACCCGAGAGGCUCAGUGCCGGUGUUUGUUUUACCGGGCAAAUGAAAAGAUGCUUUAGAGGAGAGUUUUCUUCCAGAAACAAGAAAUGGCAUUUUGUAUACGAAAUCUAAAUUCUGAGGAAGACUUUCGGUGGUGGUUGUGCUCCUGAGCAACGCAGGCGCUUCUGAAUAUCCUCUCGCAGGAUUUCGGCUGGAGCUUUCCCUGCGCGGCACGGCUCGUACCAUAGCGCUGGAGGUUUUGUAGGAUUUUAAAAUUUGUUUUUGCAAUGUGUCUGGUUUCAGUUAAAUCUCCGAUUGCAUGGACUCGUGCAAUAAGAGCAUCUCUAUAAAACUGUGUUUUCUAACCACCUAAAAAGUAGGUCUGUCUGUCGUUGUGGAUUGACUUGGCAUAUGCUUUCAGAUGCAGGUUUCUAACAGAGUCGCAGACAAAACUUAAUCCUGGCCUUCGUGGCAGGGUUUGACUUGCUGUUUUAGUGAGAGAGGGGAAAAAGAUCUGUAAAAUGGCCCCAGGUUUCCUCCCCUUUAAGUCAUAUUUUAGUGAACAAACUGCUUUCGCUGUCCACGUAAUUGCGGAGGAAGUUGGACUCUGUGGGGCCUUGUGCGUGAGCGGCGAAACGGCACCCUGAAUUCCAGUGUCGGAGGGUUCGUUACACGUGGCGGCGUGCGGGGGAAGCCAGCCUGGCCCAGAGGCUACGAGCUGGAAGGAACCCUGAUGUAAUACGAAGUUUGCACGUGAAUCGCCUCCAGGUAAGAACUGGACCUGGAUUUCCGCUCUCAGCCAGAUUUGUCUUCUGCUCGAUAAAGGAGAAUGAAUUGCUAAGCGUUAGUAAUAGGUGCCUUUUGAAAAACAGGACUCAGAUGAUGCAUAAAAACUGUGGUUCGUCUCCCCUCAUCACCCCUUAAGUAAAAUGACUCCAAACGGAAGACGUAAGCUGGGGCAGUCAGAUAAAAUGGAGAUCAUCUCCACUAAAGUGUUAAUUUCCUCUCCUCCCCUUUGCCUUCUCACUAAUUCAUAAAAGCUUCCUGGUUUCUAAAGUUACCUUAUAAAGUCAGAGGGAAAGUCCUGUACCAUGCGACGAACGGCGAGGUAAAGGUCGGGGACGGGGCGCGAUCCAAGGGACGUUACGGCCGAGGCUCCUUUCGUGUUGCACAGUUGGAGUGGAUUGUACAGAUGAAAGCGAAUUCCCCCCGUCGUCGGAGCCGAAACGAGCUUCACCCUGCCCUUCCCGCGGACGCUGAAGGGAAGAGGUAGCGUUCGGCCGUGGGCGCUGUAGGCGGCGGCGCCCAGGGGUGCGCGUGGCUUCUCCUUGGUUUCACUUUUUUCCUAAAACUUCAUUAAAGUAGCUUCGAUAUGUAGCACAGAUGUAUGCGAUCGACCCCGCCCUAGCUUAGAUUACGUAUCUGUACUGGAAUAUCCUCUCAUUUAAUGGUAGUCUUGGCUAGUUUUACCAGGAUUUCAUACAUUUUUGUUACUGGUAGAGAGUCACUAGCAGGAACUUUGACUCUUUUUAAUUGGUGUAGCCGUACACAAGGGCCUGGCUGCUGGCAGAUGAUAUUGAUGGCCUUGUGGUUUUAAAUGACUGUGGUGAUUUUUUUUAUUAUUAUUAUUAUUAUUAUUAAUGUAUUGAACUGAAUUGCAGUUUGUAUUUUGUGUUAAGCUUGUCUUAGAAGUGAUCCAGUGCUGUCCGUUUGAUUUAAUCACCAGGAAUCAGCAUGCGUGCGUACAAGGACGGAGAAAUCUAGUUGUAACGCGUUUCCCCAAAGCUCCGGCUGCCCACGUAUGCCAUGAAAAGGUUAGCGGGUAACCUUUGAGAAAGCGUUAAACACGUUAAGUUUCCUCUCCCCAUAAGGAUCAGCAUAGCUUGAACCGUGCAGAGGACUCCUUUGCAGGGCGAAGAAUAUUCAGGGCUCCAUCUCAAGCAGCGAGUGUUGACGUCCGCGCCUUGUGCUGGUCACUAACUGGAAAAGCAUGAGGAGAGAGAAGAACGCAGCUCAGUGAAGGACUUCAGCCGUAUCACAAAACGUCUGUCAGCUUUCCUAGUUCUCUAAGGUACUGGAUAGGUGGGAGGAAUGGGAUUUCACAAAUAAGCUGGUAAGCUAGAAUGAGAAAUAAUUAGUCACUAUAUAGUAGCUGAUUGAGCGGUAUGGUUAAGAAAUUCAGUAUAUGUUUUCUAUUACGUACAUGCUUUUGUAUUUAUGUUGUCUUGAAUAUUCAGAUGAAUCAAAUAUUUAAUUUUUAACAGAAAGGGCAGUUAAGGACUCGGGAGCAUUGAAUCUUUCAGAUGUUCCUUUCUGGCGGUUGCUAGAAAUGAGGCGGUUCCUGAUGUGGGACCAAGAGGCUCACCUCAGACGGAGCGACAGACCCUGGCGCACAACACGGGACAAGGACUUCUCCGGCAGGAGCCUUUGCCCCAGCUGCCGUUUUAGCAACGAGUCAGGUUCCCAGACGGGCCCCUGAAUUGCGCUCUUCGGAUUUGUGAGGCUUCAAAAAAGAAAAAAAAAAAUACCGUAUUACUCCACAAAUGUUUUGGUUCAUCUUACGUUUCCUCCAGUACGUGGAUGCUGGAGGAGUCGCGCCAGUCCCUGCUGCUGGGAUGCAUCUAGUUCACUCUCCCAAAGGAAGCAGCCUACUCUCCUCACGCUAGAUCGAACUAUCCCCCCCCGAUAGAUAUGUAUGAGCAUGUUUGCGUUAGCGUUUAGCUUUCCUUAACCUGAGAUUGUAUGUUAACGGCUGGUGAUGCCACCUCCCUGCUUGAGCUUGUUAAGCAUUAUUCACCUAUUUUGUUACUAAAGGCCUGUACUAUGUAUGCCCUCUUAUUUCAUAUGUGAAACUGUAAGUUCUAUUUUUGACAUUUUAAUAAACUUUGAUUUGAAAACUGAG
Molecule: messenger RNA, 6707 nt
Organism: Phalacrocorax carbo (great cormorant)
Lineage: Eukaryota; Metazoa; Chordata; Aves; Suliformes; Phalacrocoracidae
Source: RefSeq, a predicted model, not a curated record